This is a messenger RNA of Myxocyprinus asiaticus (Chinese sucker), 14497 nucleotides long. Its product is annotated as E3 ubiquitin-protein ligase ubr3-like. Gene Ontology annotation, biological process: protein ubiquitination; ubiquitin-dependent protein catabolic process via the N-end rule pathway. The transcript has 40 exons. Gene Ontology annotation, molecular function: ubiquitin protein ligase activity; zinc ion binding. Bases 4274 to 9853 code for a protein of 1859 amino acids. Gene Ontology annotation, cellular component: ubiquitin ligase complex; cytoplasm. NCBI's taxonomy places the organism in Eukaryota, Metazoa, Chordata, Actinopteri, Cypriniformes, Catostomidae. The record is from RefSeq and is a predicted model, not a curated record.
AUAAACAUUUUAGUUCUUCAAAAUUCAAGGGGGGUUGAAUUAAUACAAAGCAAGCUUAAGAGUUGAAUAGACAAUAACUUAAAAGGAAAGAGACUUAGACAUCAUAUUAUAUAAUUUAAGAGACUGCUUAUUUUCAGAUAAAGUUUUUAUGGAUAAUAAAUAAUUCUUACAUUCAUUUUUAAAACAAAUUAAGGGUUUACUCUUUUUCCAUUUAAAUUUUAUGUAUGUGAUAUUUACCCAUAAUAAUGAUUAUGUUAACCAUCUUCGUUGUCUCUCUUGAGAGACCAUCCAUAUAAAUCAAAACCUGGAAUGAAUCAAAUGAAAUAAUACCUGUCCUGAUUUUUAGCCAGCUGAAGAGAUCCUUCCAAAACUGCAAAAUGUUCAAGCAAGAAAAAAAAAUAAGUGCUCAAUCAUUUCAGGCUCUUUCAAACAAGAACAUUGAACGGGUGGAAGAUUUUGCAAGCUAAUAGAUUUCGAUUCAAGUUGCUUUAUUGGCAUGGUAAAAAGCCAAAGCAUUUGUAACAUAUACAUCAAAACUAUGGAAUAACAGAAAUGGAACUAUGGGAAUUAUGCUGUGACUAAAUAAAAUCCAAAAUAAAUCAAAACCGUGUUAUAUUUAAGCAUCUUCAAAGUAGUCACCCUUUGUCUAGAAUUUGCAGACAUGAACUCUUGACAUUUUCUCAACCAACUUCUUGAGGUAUCACCCUGGGAUGAUUUUUAAACAGUAUUGAAGGAGUUCCCAUCUAUGUUGGGCACUUAUUGGCUGCUUUUCUUUAUUAUUUGGUCCAAUUCAUCAAUUUCAAAAAACAUUUUUUUUUUAAUUAAAUUUUAGUUUUAUAAUGAAAUAAAUUAAUAUGUUGGCACAAUUAUAUUUUUGUCUACAAAACUAAUUUCAAACAUUUAAGAUCAAAAGAUUUUUAAGAUCAUGAGAAACAUUUCAGUCAAGUGUUUCAAAACUUUUGACCGGUAGUGUGUAUAUAUAUAUAUAUACACACACACACAUAUGCCGUUUACACCAUUAACUGUUUUCUAUCAGACUUAAAGGUGUCCUCUUCCUCCAGGGGGUACUUGGCGGCUCUGAAAAUAGAACCCUUCAUUGACCUGCUCUUUAAUCUCUGGAUGUUUUUAGUCUUUUUGGACCCAUUUGCACACCCAUUUUUUGAGAAAUAAAAUAUUUUAAAUACAUCCAUUUUAAAGAAAUAAUAAUUCUCCUACAAGUGGACAUCCGAUCCAGUAAUCUCAAUAUAUCUUUUUUUUUAUUAAAAAAAAUAAAAAUAAUUAUUAUUAUGCUUUGAACAACAAAACACGGCUACAAUACAACAUACAUUUUUGUACCAGGGGAGCAAGAAAAAAAAAAAUUAUAAAAAAAUAAAAAUAAAAAAACAUACAUACAUUCACGAAGACACUUGACCUUUGAUUUAUACAAAGAUUUUGAAGACAGAGCACAGCUGAACAGUUUUUAAAGCUUUUCUAUUAGUACUGUUUUGAAUAGUAGAAAUAUAAUUCUCAAUUUCUUUGAAUACUACUGAAAAAAGGGGCUUUUUGUUAGAAAACUUACAUUUAUGAAUGUGAAAUUUGACUAAUAAAAUAAACAGAUUAAGUAAGCUUCACUAUUGACACUGUUGUCAUACUUUAAAAAAACAAAAAUGACAUUUUCAAAAUGCAAAUCAAAUCGAGUUUCUUUUCAUUAAUAAACGUAGACACAUCUUUCCAUAACUUUUUCACAUAACUACAAUGCCAAAAAAUGUGGGGCACUGUUUCAAAGUGCAAAGAGCAAAAAGAGCAGUUAACAUAAAUUGAUUUUACCUUAUUUGUAACAAAAAACUUAUGAGGCAAUAACCAAACACUUUCCCAAUGAAGGUCAUUAACAAAUUUGGCCCAAUAAGCAGUAGUGUAAGACUUGGUGGCAACCUCCUUUAAAAACAAAGAAUGAAUAGAUUUAUUGUUGUUUUUGGAUUGUAAAAAACAAAUUUUACCACAUACUGUAUCAGUUGGGUUAAUUAUGGGCAUAUCAGUUGGCUUCAUUACUUCUCUACAUAAAGAAAUUACCCCAGAAUUAAUGGCAGAAAAUACAAGAGAGAAUUCCAUGGGAAUCACAGGAAGAUUAAAUUGCAAAAGAAAUUCGUCAUAGGUCAUAAGGUUUCCCUGAGAGUUAAAUAACUGAUGGACUAAAACUAUACUUCUAUCAAACCAGCUUUAAAAAAAUACUUUUGUGCUUUUACAAAAUACAGCGGUUAUUCCAAAUAAAAUAACGUUGCAGUAAAAAUUGUGCUUGUAAAUCAGCUUCCAAGCCAAUAAAGUUGUGCAUGAAAGGCAGAUCAUUUCUUAUAAUCACACAUUAAUAAAAUAGAAAGGCCCCCAAGUUGGUCCAAAAUAAAAUUUGAAAUAAAAAUCCACAAAGAAGGUUUAUUCAAACAGAAUUUUAGCCAAUUAAUUUUAAAGGUAUUAUUUAAAGUAGAAAAAUCUAGAAAAUCAAGGCCGCCUUUUUAAGUGAAUUUAAAACAACAGAUUUACAAAUACAGUGCACACAGUUUUCAAAUCUGAUCAAUAACUUUAACAAUUUUAUUGUGUAGGUGUAUAAAUGAAGCAACAUAGGUGAAUCUAGAAACUCCUGCUUUUGACAGAAGAACUCUAAGGGACAGGUCCCUUCAUAACCAAAGAUUAAAUUUCUUUUCAAUGGCAAGAUUAAAAUUCAAAGAAACUCCAUCUUGUUCCCUUUUCGAGACAACAAUGCCUAAAUAAUUAACAGCUUCUUUAACAGGAAUACCAUCCACAGAUAAAAGGAAGGAGCUGUUCAAGGCUAAUAUUUCACUUUUUUUUUAAAUGAAGGUACAAACCUGAAGCAUUUGAAAAUAUCUGAAUAUUUUUUAUUGCCUGAUGAAUCUGACUAGAGUUUUUUUUUUUUUUUUUAAUAACAAGGCUGUGUCAUCUGCUAGUUGACUAAUCAGAAUACUUCUACCAGCAAUAUGAAUUCCUUCUAACUUCCUAUCCGUAAUAACAUGACAAAAGGCCUGAGCUACAAUAAGAAAGAGAUAUACAGAGACUGGGCAGCCUUGCUGAAUUCCUCUUUCUAAAACAAAUCUCUGUGUUGCACCAUGUCCUAAUUUCACUGAACUAUUUCCUCCAGCAUACAGAGUUUUCAAAAGUAGGGCCCAAAAACAAAACGCUCUUAAAAAAAAAAAAAAAAAAAAAAAAAGAAUUAAACCAUCAUCCACAAUAAGAUCUGAGUAAUCAAUAAUGUCGAAGACAAGUCUAAUAUUAUUAAAAAUAUGACGGAUUUUCAUAAAGCCUGACUGAUUCUCAUCAAUAAUGGAGUUCAAAACCAACUUAAAUCGCCUUGAGAAAAUAAGGGCGAACAAUUUAUAGUCAUUAUUAAGAAGGCUGAUAGGUCUCUAAUUGUCUAGGAAAAGAGUAUCCUUUUUAGGUUUAGGUUUUAAACAAAUGACACCUUGCUUCAUACUAGCAGUGAGCUCAGAACAAUUUAGGCUCUCUGAAUACACUUUUAAAAGGAAAGGGGAAAGGAGUUCAGAAAAAAAGCUUAUAAAAUUCAGCUGUUAUCCCGUCAUUACCAGGUGACUUAUCAUUUUUUAAGAAAGAAAUUGCUUCCUUAACUUCAUCAACAGAAUUAGGAGUCACACAUGUUUUUUUCCAUCGUGAUUAAUAGAGUUAACAGUACCAAGGUGCUUACAGAAAGUAUCUAAAUCAGCUACAUUAAAAUUAGAUUUAUACAAAUUCGAAUAAAGGUUAUGACAAAAUUGUGAAAUUUCUUUGGAUUUUUCUGAGACAGAAAUUAUGCAAAGAAUAAAAUAAGUGUGUGCCAGAGUAUAAUAAAAACAAAAUCAAAACGCUGAAACUUCACUUAUCUAUCAAUAUCAUACUAAAUAAUACAAUUACAUGCCUUCUUGCUUGUACAGUUAUACAAAACACUACAGUAUUGUUAAAAAGUGAAAUAAAAAUGGCAUUCAUAUGGAUCAUCCCCAUUAACAUUAAUAAUUGUAUGGCCAUUGUAAUACACCAUUAUAUAAUUUCCCCACCGUUGUAAAACAUUAUUUUGUUAUAUCUUUAUGACGUUUUCCAUAUCAAUCAAAAAACAAGUGAAUGUGAAUGAAUGUAAAUGUAACUUAUGCACUUUUGUUUCCAUUAUAAGCGCUUCUUUCAAUGGAGCUCGCGCGAGCAACGCAGGGCUAGCAGUAGCAACAAGAGCUCGCGAGAAGAGCCGUGAACGCAGCAACAAGACAACCAAAAUAAAGUGAGCACAACAAACCCGGAGUGUAUGAUGGCGGCGUCGCAGCUGCGCCGGGACAAGAAAUCCACCGCCGCCCAUCUGAAGGCAGACCUCAAGCGGACUGACAACAGCUCGGCGCUGCGGCAGCUGCAGGAUCUGCUGGAUAGCGUGCUGAACCCGGAGCGCGGCUCGGACCCGGAGGCGCUGGAGUGGUGUAAAUGGCUGCUGGCCGGAGGGGACGGCUUCGACGACUUCUGCCGGACCGUCCGAUCCUACGACAAUGCCACCCUCUGCGGGCUGGUAUGGACGGCCAACUUUGUGGCGUACCGCUGCCGGACGUGCGGCAUCUCGCCGUGCAUGUCGCUGUGCGCCGAGUGCUUCAAUAACGGUGAUCACACGGGCCACGAUUUCAACAUGUUCCGGAGUCAGGCCGGUGGGGCCUGCGACUGCGGGGACGGGAAUGUCAUGAGAGAGAGCGGGUUUUGCAGUAGGCAUCAGUUAAAAACUGGUGAGAAUGUGCCCUCCAUCCCUCGUGAUCUGCUUCUCAUGUCUGAGAUGGUUCUGCCGCGGUUUAUCAUCACUAUCAUCCAGUACCUGAGAGACGGCUACAUAGAACCAGAGUCGGCGGCUGACAGAGAUCUACAGAAGGUUCUUCAGCAGUUAGAGCCACACAUAUCGUUCCUAGAAGAGCUCACCAAGAUGGGUGGGGCCAUGCGCACUGUUCUCACCAAGAUCUUAACCAAUCAGCAGACCUUUAAAGAGCUGAGUAUGGGUCAAGAGGAAAAUGUUUAUGCAAAGAGGAACUAUGAGAAGUAUUUGUCUGCUUUGAAGAGUUCAGGGCUGGUGUCAGUGGAGGAGAAGGGGGCAGGAGGAGCGGGCGCUGGGGCAACAGACAGUGCUGCAGGAGCACUCAGUCUACUGGGAGCCACUGCAGCUGCCAGUCUGGAGGAUUCUAGCAAAGAGGAGGAUCAGGAUGGACUGCAGGGUGUGGGCCAGAGGAAAAGAGUCAAGCUCAGUAACACUACCAAAGAUCCAUCUAUAAUGGACACAUUGAAGCAUAAAUGUUUUUUAGAAGAGUUAUUGUUUUGGACUAUUAAGUAUGAAUUUCCUCAGAAGAUGGUCACAUUUUUGCUCAACAUGUUGCCAGAUCAGGACUACAAGAUCAUGUUCACUAAAACAUUUGUUCAGCACUACGCCUUCAUCAUGAAGACCCUUAUGAAGAGUCAUGAGUCAGACACCAUGUCCAACCGCAUCGUCCACAUCAGCGUGCAGCUCUUCAGUAACGAGGAGCUGGCAAGACAUGUCACUGAGGAGUGCCAGCUGCUGGACAUCAUGGUCACUGUGCUCCUGUACAUGAUGGAGAGCUGCCUUAUCAAGAGUGAACUGCAAGAUGAGGAGAACAAUCGUCAUGUGGUGGUGAACUGUGGUGAAGCUCUACUGAAGAAUAACACCUACUGGCCUUUAGUUAGUGAUUUUAUUAAUAUCCUCUCACACCAAAGUGUGGCCAAGCGCUUCCUUGAGGAUCACUCUCUGCUGCUGCUCUGGAUGAGCUUCGUCUCCUUCUUUCAAGGGAUGAAUCUGAAUAAGCGAGAGCUGAACGAGCACGUGGAGUUCGAGUCUCAGACGUAUUACGCAGCGUUUGCAGCUGAGCUGGAGGCGUGUGCUCAGCCCAUGUGGGGUCUCCUCACACACUGCAAAGUCAAAGAGACACAGGAGUACACAAAGACUGUGGUGCGGUACUGUCUGGAAACUCUACAGAUGUGGUUUGAUGCCACUGGGUUUGUGGAUGAGCCUGCACCCAACCAGCUGACUUUUCAUCUACCUCUUCACCGAUACUAUGCCAUGUUCCUCAGCAAGGGAGUGAAGUGUCAAGGUCUGGAUUUGGACAGUCUGCUGCCUGAUCAGGAAAUGCUGAUGAAGAUCAUGGUUCAUCCACUGCAGAUACAGGCCAGUCUGUCUGAGAUCCACAGUAACAUGUGGGUGAGAAAUGGACUGCAGAUUAAAGGUCAGGCGAUGACGUAUGUCCAGUCUCACUUCUGUAACUCUAUGAUUGACCCAGACAUCUACCUCCUGCAGGUGUGUGCAUCUCGACUGGAUCCAGAUUAUUUUAUUUCCUCUGUGUUUGAGAGGUUUAAGGUGGUGGAUUUGUUGACGAUGGCAUCUCAGCAUCAAAAUGCAGUGCUGGACUCGGAGCAGGAGAGACCCAUGCUGGAGGGAGCGCUCACCUUCCUCGUCAUACUGAGCAGUCUCCGAAUACACUUAGGAAUGUCAGAUGAUGAGAUUUUGAGAGCAGAGAUGGUGUCACAGUUGUGUAUGAAUGAUCGUACCCAUAGUUCCCUGCUGGAUCUAAUCCCUGAGAAUCCGAACCCUAAGAGCGGUGCGGUUCCGGGCAGCUGUAGUUUUGAGGAGAUGUUGUCUUCUGUAGCUGAUUUUAAAGCCCCAGUGUUUGAGCCUGGAGGAUCUAUGCAGCAGGGCAUGUACACACCUAAAGCUGAAGUCUGGGAGAAGGAGUUUGACCCUAUAAUGGUGAUUUUACGCACGGUGUACCGCAGAGACGUGCAGUCGGCCAUGGAUCGAUACUCCGCAUUUCUGAAGCAGUCAGGCGUUCAUACAGGGAACCCCUGGCCGCCCUAUAAAGAGAGGACCCCUCUGCACCCGUGCUAUAGAGGACUGGUGCGCCUGCUGCACUGCAAAACUCUGCACAUUGUCAUCUUUACACUGCUUUAUAAGAUCUGGAUGGAUCAUCAAAAUAUGUCUGAACAUGUGUUGUGUAUGGUGCUGUACCUCAUAGAACUCGGAAUGGAUAACCAGAUCCAGGAGGACAAAGUAGAGGAGGAGCCCUGUAUCGAGGAGCACUGCCACGACAGCUGGUUCCCCGGCACCAGUCUGCUGUCUAACCUCCAUCACAUCAUCAACUUUGUGCGGGUGCGAGUGCCAGAGACGGCCCCGGAGGUGGAGAAAAAUAGAGAGAGGGAGAGAGAGAGAGAGACUCCGGCCAGCACCAGUGCAGAUGGCAGCAGUUUCGGACAGAGUUCCAGGAGGCUGACAGGGAAUUGGAGAGAGAACCUGCGUGAAGCUCAAGUGUUCAGUCUGGUGGCAGAGCGCAGGAGGAAGUUCCAGGAGAUCAUAAAUCGCAGUAACCACGAGGCCAGUCAGGCAGUGCGGCCCAAGUCCUCGUCCUCUCGCUGGCUGCCGCCGGGCUCACCGCCGCAGCUGGUCACUGAGAUCCUGGAGAUCCGUGAGAGCAUGCUGUCUCUCCUGGUGAAGCUCCACCAGAAAUUGUCUGCCAAGCAGAACUCUCUGUCCCUGAGCUGGCUGACCGAGUCGGAUCCAGCCCGGCACACACACGGAGACGGCCUUACAGCCAUCGAAAGAAUCCUGGCCAAAGCUGCGUCCCGCAGCCAACACAGCAAGAGAUGUCUGCAGGAGAUCUGCAGGAAGGUGUGUCCACCCAUACCACCCAAGAAGAACAGUCCUGGAGACAAGAAGAACAUGGACAAGGAGGAGAGGCGUCAACGGGCAAGAGAGAGACAGCAGAAGCUACUGGCGGAGUUUGCCUCCAGGCAGAAGAGCUUCAUGGAGACGGCCAUGGAUGUUGAGACACCUGAAGCAGAUGCCGUGAUGGACGUGGGCUCAGCUGAACCUCUGGACUCAGAGGUUCUGUAUGACUGUGUAAUCUGUGGUCAGAGCGGCCCAUCAACUGAAGAUAGACCCACAGGACUGGUGGUACUGCUGCAGGCUUCAUCAGUGUUGGGGCACCGUUGCCGUAGUGACACGCCGAAGCAAUUGCCCACUACAGAUGAAGAACAUAUUUACCCCGAGGACACGUGUGGAGCGACCCAUGACGUUAGACUGACCCUUAUGCAACGCUACUUUAAAGAUAGUUCCUGUCUGCAGUCAGUGUCUAUUGGCUGGGAUGGGGGUGUGUAUGUGCAGACGUGCGGUCACACUCUACAUAUAGACUGUCACAAGUCAUACAUGGAGUCCUUACGGAAUGAUCAGGUUCUGCAGGGGUUUUCCGUGGAUAAGGGCGAGUUCACCUGCCCGCUGUGUCGUCAGUUUGCCAACAGUGUUUUGCCCUGUCGGCCUGGGCGUGGCAUGGAGACAGGCGGCUGGCACACACCCAGCAACAAGAGCAUGAGCACACUGGUGAAGGAGGUGGAAGACCUGCAGGAGCAGAUGGGCAUUUUCCCAGCUGAGUCAAAUCUGAGUAAAGAGAUGGAAUCAGUUAUAAAGAACAUUAAAAACACCACGCAGAAGAAAUACAUGGAUUACGGGAAGAACCCAGGGUCGCCUGACAAUGACUUCCUGUUCAUGUACUCUGUGGCCAGGACAAAUCUGGAGUUAGAGUUGGUUCAUCGUGGAGGAAAUCUAUGCAGUGGAGGGGCUAGUGCUGCUGCCAAACGCUCUUGUCUCAAUCAGCUGUUUCAUGUGUUGGCCAUGCACAUGCAACUGUACAGCAUAGAUUCAGCAUACAACCCCUGGACCAGACUCACACAGAGCACGCACAGCAGAGAGACUGAGUACUGUGAUGAAGAGCAUCCUGAGGUGCCAAUGCUCUUCAGAGAUGUCCCGUCCCUCCUCAUCAUCUUCAUCCUCACCAUGCCUCAGCCUUUACGCAGAGAGCACUUCACGUGUGUAGUACAGGUGUUGUACAGUCUGCAGUACACACAAGCUCUGGCUGCUCUGUCCAUCAGAUUUAGCCGAGAGGAGAGGCAAGCCUGGAGUAACAUUGGAGCUGCCAAGAAGAACACGCCAAACUCUGACAAAUCAUGGGAGUCGUUGCUGGGUCAUGUGAUCUCUGAGCUGAAGAAUGCCAAAGAUGUAUAUGACACCAACUCUGAGGAAACUUCUGUGCUGAGCUCCAGUGUGUGGUCUCCUCAGUCUAUUGAGUUCACCCUACAGCAGUUCUGUCUGCCCUUCCUGAGACUGUCCUGUUUGCUGCAACACCACCUGUAUGGAGACAGCUUACCCGGCUGCCCGAUGGAAGAGGAGUUCUCCCUGCUGACCGGCUGUCUGGGUUUGGUUGGUUCUGUUCAGUCCAGCACGACCAUGAGCAGUGCAGCGUGUCUCCAGUGGAAUUUCAAAGCCUAUGAUCUUAUCUCUCAGUGGUGUUCAGAGGUCAUCACUCUCUCCGAUACGCCUACCCAGCAGUCUGCGUCUCUGUUAGUUCAGGACCCUCAGUGGGCGGCCCCUCGUCUACUGCAGCUCCCAGACAAUUACAACACCAUCUUCCAGUACUACCACAGGAAAUCCUGCACCAGCUGUGGCAAGACCCCCAAAGACCCUGCGCUGUGUCUGGUGUGUGGAGCGUUCGUCUGUCUCAAGGGUCACUGCUGUAAGCAGCAAGGUGUCUGUGAGUGUGUACUGCACUCCCAGCACUGUGGAGCGGCGACGGGUAUUUUCCUCCUGAUAAACGCCUCUGUCAUCAUAAUCAUCCGAGGCCAUCGCUUCUGUCUGUGGGGGUCUGUGUAUCUGGAUGCUCAUGGAGAGGAGGAUAGAGACCUACGCCGAGGAAAGCCUCUGUAUUUAUGUGAGGAGAGGUACCGUGUUCUGGAGCAGCAGUGGGUCUCGCACACCUUUGACCACAUCAACAAGCGCUGGGGUCCCCACUACAAUGGACUUUAACAUUAGCGUCCCAAUCCCAAACCAUAUACUGGAAAGGAGAUGACACAUGAUGUCAGCGCAGCCUCGAUGACUUCUGUUGUGUAAUAUAAAAAAAGUUGAGUUGGCUUCUGCCACAGCCUGGGUUCAUGUGAAGUUUAGUGUACAAUCAAGCCUAAUGACUAACUGUGUGUGUGUGUUUUAAAAGUGAUUUUCUGUGUGGAAUUCAAAGGGAGAGUUUUGUUUUGUCCCAGCAAGCUUACAGUGAAAGCGAAGGCUAGUCCUACACUGAGUGAAUCUGUUAAUCCUUGUGGACGCAUAAGUGGAAAAAUGCUUCUGUUCGGUUAUGUUUGGAAAAUGGACAGUUUUGAGACUUUGGGAGAAAAAAAUCUGACCAAUGUUAAACAAAUCAUGUACAGAUAUCAGAAUUAUUAUCAAACCUUUGAGCACUAAAGUAACGAAGACAUGUAGACUCUCCACAUAUCCCCGCCACCCCAUGACCAGUGCAAUGUGUAGUGAUGUCAUAAUAUUUGAGUUGAAACGCAUCUCAUAAGAUUCAUUCUGUAAGCUCAGAGACCUUUAUAUGCUGAUGUGGGUUCGACACCCUUUAAGGAGAAUUACUAAAGCAGGGUAUGAGACAAAAUUUCAACCAAUUAGAAAUGAAGCAAGAUUUGUCUCUGGUAUAGUUACAGUCAUCCUCAGGAAUUGUAUUUUAUUAUUUUUGUUUUGUAGUCUCAGAUAAAAUAUUUUAAUAUUUAAAAAGUGCUGCUAUUCCUUGUUUAAACAUUUUAAUUAUAGCUUUGUAAAAAACUUUUUACAGUUUGCAUCUUUUUUUUUUUUUCCCUAAUGAAGGCUCUGUUGAUGGUGGUUGGCUGGUCUGUUGAGUUUAUAAAAGUAUUCCCCUGCAACCUUGUACAGUGUUUCUAAGCACAUUCUAUCUCAGAACCAGUCUAUAUACAAUGCUCUUUGGUCAUUUUCCUUGUCUAAAGGUUUUCAUUUUCCAAAUCAAGACUGAAUUUGAUUCUAACAGCUGGUUUAAUGUCAUAAAAACUUGUCCAACUCAAGAGAAAAAAGGACAACAAAGCCUUUUUGGGGACCAUCAAGAUUAUUUUUUUAUUUUAUUUUUUGCUUUACAUUAUUCUCAUGACAAUUUAGCACAUUUACCACCAAAUUCUCAUUACGGUUAUAAGUCUGAACCCUUUUGAGUUUCCCAUUGUUCUCAAUGGUAACAAAUACUACAAUGUUGUAUCAGUACUGUAUGAUUUAAAUCAUACUUUUGUCAUACUUUUUUUUUGUUUGUUUUUUUGCUUGCAUUACAGGAAUGAGAAUAUGUAGAGUAAAUUCUGCUUGAUUGUGAUAAAAUAUGUGCAAAAAAUCUGAAUGGUCAUAAAGUUUGCAUUUACUUUAUGCUAAAUAGAAAUUAUUUCUAUGUUUUGAUUUUUGGGUGAAAAAUGUUUUGACAGGUUUUGUGAGAUUUACCCAACUAUAGCAAUCAAAAUAUUUGACUGCUGUCACUCAAAGUCUUAACUAUACAGUAUUUCCUUUAUUCGAAUUACAUGAUAAUGCCAAGACUAGUUGGUCCAUAGGUGGCAGUGUUUCAUCAACUGGAUCCUCACAACUGUUAAAUUCUAAGACAGAACAGUUUAAGACCGUUCUAUUGGACUUACAUAUAUCUACAAGGAGCCUAUACUCUCCUUCUUUAGGAAUUUGCAGACUAAGAAGUUUUCUCUUGUUAAAUCUUGUUGAAAGACAUAAUUUAUGUGUCAAUAUGACACUUUUUGAUGCACACUUCACCCAGAUAUUGAAUUUAAAAUCCUGUCCUGAUUUAAUAUGUUCCUGAGAAAAUGAUGUCAAUUUCUAUUUUCUGUUUUCUACAGCUUUGAAGCUCUGCCAGAUUGUGUUUAGAUGCUUUAAAACCUCAACAACAAAAGAAAAAAAUAACUUAUCAAAAAACCAAAAACAAAAGUUGUGGUCCUCUUCACAAAUAGACUUUUAGUGAAGGUUAGAUUACUUAUUUAGUGUAUAAAAAAAUGUGGUGUUCCCCAAGGAUCUGUCAUUGGACCUUUGCCAAUUGUGGUAUUCAUAGCAUUAGAUAGGGCAUUAUGCACAAUAUAAUAUUUUAAAAUGCAUUCAAUUGGAUCACAUGAAAAUCUAAAUAUUACAGCCCAGUCCAGGUGUGGACAUUUACAGUAAAGUAUGGUGCACUUUUUAUUUUAUUCAGCUUUUCUGUCAGGGGGUGGUUUAGUUUGAGUAUGUCCCAUUUUCAUUGUUGCCCACUUCAAAUUUAAAAAAUCAAGUUUCACAUUAAUAUACCCAAUUUUAUUUUUAUUCAUUUCUACAAUUUAUCUUUAUGGAUUUUCUUUUGGUGGUAUCACAUUGAGAGCUCUUGAAAUUAAAAAAAAAAAUCUUAUUUCAUUGUAUAUAUUUUUUUUAUUUAAUUGACCAAUUUAAAUGCAGUACUGUUUCCCAUAUGAUAUUUUUGUAUGUCAUUUUGAUUGUGAGCCACAAUCAAAAUAACAACAUUAGAGCCUGUUCUGAAAAUCAUAUUUAAUGCAAUUAUAUGGACACAUGUAACCCAACUAUGUUGAGGGCACUUUUUCUUACUUUGUUUCCUUCUUUAAGACUUACAAGCACCUACAAUACCACACACACAUAUUCAGACACUCAAAUUCAACUGAAACGGCAUUUUGGUUUGUAUUGAUCAGUUUGAUUUGAUAGAUAUUGUUAUUGCUGCAGUCACGCCAUGCUGGAGGAAGAAGGUUUUUCGGUGCACUUGAAUUCUUGAUUUCAUGCAUGCUGCUGUUUUUUUUUUUUUUUUUUUUUUUUGGUUUUGUUUUCCCUUUCAGCACUCUGCUUUCUCUUCCUGCCCACUUUGUAUAGACAGACAUUUUUGAUCAAUGUGCUGGUGGAUAAUGGAUGUGGAAGCUGGUGUGUUCUCCUGCUGUGAAUGCGUGUAAGGCAGGCAGUAAUACAGUACAUUACUGUAAGUGCUGAUUUAGACUCUUUGAUGUCAUCUCUGAAGGGGUGAAUUUUAAUGACAUUUAAUGCAAAAUGUAACAUAUGUGAAUAAAAUAUACAGAUGCUCUGAUGUACCUUUGUUUGUUUGUUGAUGUGCCUUAAACUUUUUCUCCAGAUAUUUUGCAUUUGUGAAUAAUCCACGGAUUAAUAUAUGAUCUGCUCUGCUGGAUAUGCAAAGAUGUCAAUCAAAUCAUAUUAUCCCACUCCAUGCCCAAAGUACCAGGGAUGUAACACCAUAGGCAUUGAGGGACCACCAUAGGGUUCACUACCCCAAUAUUGAGAUUAGUAGUUAACCAAUAAGGGGUUAAAUAUGUGGUUACAGCUUUAGCAAGUAUUGACAUUAUGAUUACUAUCCCUAAGCGCUUCAUUUUAACUCUGUCACAUUCCUUGUAGUGGUGGUGUAGUGAUUUGCCUCAAUCCGGGUGGCGGAGGAUGAAUCCCAGUUGCCUCCGCAUCUGAGACCAUCAACCCACGCAUCUUAUCACGUGGCUUGUUGAGCGCGUUGCCACGGAGACAUAGUGCAUGUGGAGGCUUCAGGCCAACUCACCAUGCCCCCACUGAGAACUAACCACAUUAUAGUGACCAUGAGGAGGUUACCCCAUGUGACUCUACCCUCCCUAGCAACCGGGCCAAUUUGGUUGCUUAGGAGACCUGGUUGGAGUCACUCAGCAAGCCCUGGGAUUCGAACUAGCGAACUCCUGGUGUGGUAGCCAGCGUCUUUUACCACUGAGCUACCCAGGUCCCCCUGUUCCAAGUCAUUUACAAAAAAACUACAAAAAUGAAGGGCAUCUUGUUAAGGGGAAAAUAUUUCACACAUGAAAGCGUCUCUGUUUCAUAUGUAACCUCGGUUCCCUCAGAUGUAGGAAACGAGACAUUGCAUCACUAAGCUGACUCUAUGAGGAGUGUUCUUCUACACAGCCUAGUUGAAACCUUUCUACAAUAACACCAGGAUUGGCUAUGGUGUUUAAGCCCCACCCUUUUAGGCGUGAAGAUGUCCGGUAUAAAAGCAGGUGCACAAACACCAUUCCUCAGAAUUUUCUGACUGAGGGACAAAGAGCGCACCGCUCGCACCUCAAAAAAACCCUGAGUCCGUUAUGUGGCCGCUUACGCAAUGUCGCGUUUGAUGGAUCUCUAUAAAUUGUUUCUUUUUAUAUUAAUCAAUUUUCUAUUUUUUUCUUACUACUAUAAGGUGCAUGUAGCAUGUAUGUAAUCUGAGGUGUGACUGAGGGUCUGUAUAUCAGGAAUGCAAUAACAGUGAUUGUUCAUUUAACCCGGCUCCCAGAGAACAUUCAUUUUUAUUGUAAUGUAUAUAUUACAUAAUUAAUCAACUAUACCAUAACCACUUGAUUUUACUUUAUUUCUUCAUGUGACUCAUGUACUGACCUUUCCUUGACUGCCUUUUAUGUGUGUGUGUGUGCGCGCGCCUGAGGUUAUUUGGAAACAACUAAGAUAUGGGAGUGCGACAACCUUCAGAGAACAGAGUGUUCUUUUGUCUGUAUGUGUGCGCAAGCAAGUGCAUCUCACGGGUUUGUGUGUGACCAUGGUCAUGUGCUAGUUAGAGGAGUAUAAAAUACAGCUGUUAUUUAGCAAACUUUGUUAUAUCAAGGUGUAUGUCAACCAGUGCUUUCUUGAGCUUCAAUAAAGCAAUUA